GGGGAAUGAUGGUAACUAGGCAACACAAAGCUGUUAUUGGGUAACCAAGGAGCAAGGUUGUGUUUAGCAAGUUCCCCUAUGUCACAUGAUUGUCACUCUACAGUGUCAAACCUUUCAGAUGGAUGCUAAAAAGUAGGAAAGAAAAUGCUCCGGUGUCAAACAUAUUUUAUGGUUUUGGAAUUAGUGACAAUAAAAGAAUGGUCUGAAAUGAUACCCUUUGGAAGUCUUUAGGAGGUACGAUUUUGGCCAUGUCAAUAGCUCCAAAGUAAAUUAUUUGGCCAUUACAAAUCCCAAAGCCAUUUAAAACUUUGUUACAUGAUGAAUAAAAAUGUUUUUGAGGUUUAAAACUGAAGUACGAUUUAAAUAAGGAUCACAUUCCUACAACGUAUAUUAAGCACAACUGGAAGGGCUACAAUACUGAUUGUUAAAAUAAUCUGGCUUUUAUCGACACAAUUCUAGCAUUUAUCCAUACUUCAAAAAUGAUUUUAGUCAAUUCAGAAUCUGUCUCUACAAAUAACAUAGAAUGCUUAUAACUUUACUUUAGAUAAUGUAUUCCGUUUGUGUCUGUGUUCUACUGUUCCUAUUUGAAUAAAAUUUGGUUACAUUUUUCAUGUUUGGUGAUGCCCAAGUUUCAACUGAGUUAUUGUGUCUUACAAAGACUCCUUCACAGCACAAGACAGGAGGUUGGUGAAUUCAGACAAUGAGCUCAUUGUCUGGGCCUCGGAGUGGAAAGGAAAGGAAAAAAAGAAUCAAAAGCAAUAAUGAGAUGUUGUAAAGCCGAGCUGCAGCAGGCCUGACGCUGCCAUGGGGAGGCUCCGCGGCCCCCACGCCCAGCUCUGGAAUCUAGAGCGGUUGGUUUCCUCCCCGUGGUUAUACAGCGGCUGUGCUGCGUGGCUCAGCUGGAGCAGAGCAUGGACGACAGGCUUGAGUGGGCUUUCUUCGGGCUGGCCUUCGCAGGCUGGCUGUGUGCCAUCUUCACCAGGUUUCUGCCUAUGUGGAACGUGUAUGGAACCAUGGACAAUGUCACGGAUGCUCUCCCCUUGUACUGGGACGGUGUCUGGCUGAACUGGCAGGAAGCCAGCACCGGGAACCUUCACUGUAGCUUCUACCAGUCGCUGCUGUUCCUCGCUGCGAGCUUCCGAUCCUGGAAAGCCCUGAUCCUCGCCUCGAUCGGGACGGGAGUCUUUCCCGUGGUGGGUUUCCUGGCAGGCAUGGCCAAGUUCCCCCAGCAGGUUCAAGUCAAGGGAGCGGCUGGGUUGACCUUUCUCCUGUCGGGGCUGUUGCUCCUGUUGGUGGUAGCCUGGACCACACACGCCACAAACAGUGAUCUGGACUCCAACGCACCCCUGACCAAGGAGUGGGGGGCAGCUUUAUACUGUGGGUGGACUGGAACUGUGCUGUUGCUUGUCGGAGGAGGAGCUCUGAGCACACUGUGCUGUGCAGCACUGCAAGAGCGACGAGAACAAACACGACCAGCACAAACGGCAGAGCCAGAUACAGAUGAUCCACUCUUCGCUAUACACAGGGCUGCCUUCAUACCCAGCCCAUACCAGCACACUACCAGACCAAUUUGAAAUAAGUGAACUUCACCUCUUGUGGAAUUAACACCACUGUAGACUCUUAAGGGAUCCACUGAAAAUGGAAAGUAAAACUAUGCUUGAAACAAUACAUAUUGCUUAUGGCUGUAAGGUUAAAAUAUUAGAUGUAACUUAAGACUCAAGGUGGGACAUUUUCCUUGUAUGUUACACUUUUCUCCAUGGUGCUAUAGCCAACGUGAGUAUGCACAAACUGUGGUUCUCAAGCAGUCAGUUCAUUUACAGCAAUUUGCUUACACUUUUUAUCCAAAGCAACCUACAAUUAUGUCUGAAUACAACUUGAAUGAUUGAGGGUUAAGGGCCUUGC
Messenger RNA from Electrophorus electricus (electric eel), 1902 nucleotides. Lineage: Eukaryota; Metazoa; Chordata; Actinopteri; Gymnotiformes; Gymnotidae. The record is from RefSeq and is a predicted model, not a curated record.